AUGCAGCAAGAAGCAGAGAGAUGCAGAGUUCGAGCCAGAAGGCCUGACAUGGCACUUUAUGUACCUAAAGCUCGAAGGGGUGUAGUACUCUUCAAGUCAGGUGAUGAGGAAAAAAGCUGUGGUCCAUCUAACUGCGUGGUGAAAGAGGAUCAAAAAGAAGAUUGUCUCUCCCAAAAGGAGAUUUUUAGAGACAAACCUGAGGCUCAAAGACUAAGUUUUAAUCCUGAUAAAAAGGAACACAAUCAUAGGGAAGGAAAGAAAUCUUCAACAAAAUUAAGAAAAGAUACAUGCCUUCAAGAAAGAAAUAAAGAUAGGGUUUGUACUAAGAGGGGAACCACAGAAUCCAAAGAAGUAUUAUCCCAAGGACGUCAGCAAAGAGGCUCAAAUCCUGGGAUUAUACCUAGUGUAUUUUUACAAAGACAUUUUAAACCAAAGAAGGUGGAGUGUUUGGAGGUUGGAAGCACAGAUGGAGCAGGACAUGAGAGGUUGCUUCCAUCUCAGUCUUGUUCAGAAAUCAGUGAAGCUCAGGUUCUAAAUAAACCAUUCCAAAAUGUGGAAUUCUGUGAUUUCAGUAGGCAUGAACUAAGUGGGGAAACAUUUGAAGACAGAGAUUUGGAAAGCAGAAUUGAAGCUGAUGCCAGGGUUGUGGAGAUACUAUCCGAGUUUCCUAGAGUUUUUAGUUCUGUGUUGAAACCUGAGAGUGUGCUUGCACCGGUAAAACUAGACUCUGAUUCUGGACUUGUACAACAAGGCAUGCAAACAUCAGGUGGAAUGUUGAAGCUCAGCAAUGGAGGCAUCACCACUGUUUGUGUUCCUGGAAGUCCGGAUGGUGUCACUGAUCAAACUUGUGUAGACUUUGAAGCUGAGAAUGUUGGUAAUGUAGCAAACAGUACAGAUUUCAUCUUGGGUCAAAAAGGUAUAGAUUCCAGUCCUGAGGCUAUGGGUUACAUCUCUCAUAAAACGACUGUAAUCAGCAAAUUAGAGGACACAAAUGGCAUUUUUGAGCCAACAGUGAUUAGAGAGUAUGAGGAGAAUGACAACACUACUGAUGAAUUAUGUGUAAAGUAUGAACCUUCUGAUACAGCUGUCCUGGCUCAUGAAACUGAUACAGAUCAUGGGUCUAAGAGUGUAGGUGACAUUACCAAUAAGGCAUGUAUGAUGGACAUUACAGAUGUCAUAUCUGAUCAAAUAACUGUAGGCAGCCCUUGUGUAGUUGCAGUUAGAAUAGCUGAUGAGGACUGUAGCAACACAAGUAGUUUCUCAAAAUAUUUAGAAAUGAGCGCAGAUACAGCUCCUCUUCAUGUAGCUGUGAGUGGGAAUGACACUGAAAAUUUCAGUAACCUGACUGCUUGCUCAGAUAUUUAUGCUGGGAGUAUUUCAUCUAGUUUCACAGAGUCAACAGGAAAGUUGAUAGAGAGCUUGUCAGAUUGUGCUUCCUCCUUACCUAUAAAGAAGAUUGCUGGUAGUAAUUGUAGCACUUUUUUGGACUCUGAACUCUGUAUGUUAAAUGGAACAAAAGUCCUUUCAGACAGUGCCUUGGGCAACGAUCUAGAUUGUACUGGUGAUAUAACAGAGGCAUUGCAUGAACUAAAAACUGCUGAAGAGUUCAAAACAAAAGAGGAAGAUGACUCAGAGAAUAUAGAGUUUGGUGUAUCCUUUCCUGAUAUAGAAUCAGUAUCUAUGGAAACAUCCAUAGAACCGAAAGCAACUGAAACUUCUCACAUGGAAGGAAGUGCUGCUGCUGAGGAGAGCUGGGAGUCUAUGUUUAAUGAUGAUGGUGACUGCCUGGAUCCACGUCUUCUACAAGAGUUAUCAGGGAAUAUGAAGAAUAGAGAAAGCAUCCAGGAAUCUAGAUUUGAUUAUUACAACCAUGAAGUUCCUGAUAUUGACCUCAGUGAUUGUGAAUUCCCACAUGUCAUUGAAAUUUAUGACUUUCCCCAAGAAUUUCGUACUGAAGACCUCCUACGGGUUUUCUGCAGUUAUCAAAAGAAAGGAUUUGAUAUUAAAUGGGUGGAUGAUACACAUGCCCUAGGAGUAUUCUCCAGUCCGAUUACAGCUCGUGAUGCUCUGGGUAGUAAACAUGCCAUGGUGAAGAUCCGGCCCUUGUCACAGGCCACAAGAGCAGCUAAGGCCAAAGCUAGAGCUUAUGCCGAGUUCCUGCAGCCAGCAAAGGAGCGUCCUGAGACUUCAGCAGCCUUAGCCAGACGGUUGGUUAUCAGUGCCCUUGGGGUUCGAAGUAAGCAGAGCAAAACUGAAAGGGAAGCAGAGCUCAAGAAACUGCAAGAAGCCAGAGAGAGAAAACGGUUGGAAGCCAAGCAACGGGAAGACAUCUGGGAAGGCAGAGACCAGUCCGCAGUUUGAACAUCACUCAAUAAAGGGGAUUAUUCCAUGAAUUCAGAAAAUAUUUCCAUAGUCUUCAGAAAAGAGGAUGCUUCCAGAGCUCUGUGUACAUGCAGACGUGCAUAUUAGUGAAAGAAAGAGAUAAAGCAAUCAAGACAAGAUUGACUGGGUAUAGAAAGAAGAUAGACUCCUGUCUGUCUUUACUCCUAAAUGCAGUUCUUUGGAAUCGCCUUCCUGUUUUGGGCAUGGAAAGGAGCCGUCAGUUAGGAAGAAACAUGGAAGAUGUGACUUCCAAGAGUCAUCUGGACAGGGCAAGUCAUGUUAGCAUGGGUCACAAGAUGUUUUAAGCAAAUACAAAACAGAGGAUUCAAACCUGCGAUGAUGGGAGAUUUAGGCCCUGCAAAGGCAGGGUGUUUCUGAAUACCUCACAAAGCUGAGAACAGCAAUACUUGUGGGGGGUGUGGGGUGAGCAAUUAGUACAAGGAGACAGAACAGUGUCUGGUAUACUUGGUAUUCACAGAAUCUACACUGCCGUUUCAGAACUCCAAAGUUGGUGAACUGUAGCAGAUAUGGGUAUUUGGACUCCAGAGUUCGUACUGAGCUGAGUGCCUGGCGCUGCUCCAGCUGCACAGCAGCCAGGGGCAUGCCAGCUUCAUUGCUCGUAGGAAGCCAGUCUUGGGAGCUGCAUGCCAGUUCCAGUUUAAGCGUACUUGUCAUGUUGUAAGAGGGAGACAUUAAAGCCCAUUUUAUGACAUA
This is a messenger RNA of Ceratotherium simum simum (southern white rhinoceros), 3096 nucleotides long. RefSeq names its product R3H domain and coiled-coil containing 1 like (gene R3HCC1L). The record is from RefSeq and is a predicted model, not a curated record. NCBI's taxonomy places the organism in Eukaryota, Metazoa, Chordata, Mammalia, Perissodactyla, Rhinocerotidae.